Molecule: messenger RNA, 861 nt
Organism: Triticum turgidum subsp. durum (durum wheat)
Lineage: Eukaryota; Viridiplantae; Streptophyta; Magnoliopsida; Poales; Poaceae
Source: the annotation of a GenBank genome assembly
AUGGCUUUGUUCAAGGUCCUCUGUCAUCUUCCAGUAAGCGAAAAUAAGAUUGUUCAAGAUAAAGUGACACGUUUUCCUGUAUCUCACUUUAUCUCCACACAGUUCUGUGCCAGCAGCCAUUGUGGCGUCGGCCACUCGGGCGAGGGCAUAGCAGUUUUUGACGUUGUACAGCUCUUCCUUUUUCAGGGCAAGGAUCUGGGCCAGUCUGAAUUAUUGGAAAGACCAGGGGCAAUUGUAUCUAAUCAUGUAUCAUAUGUGGAUAUUCUUUAUCACAUGUCAUCUUCUCUUCCAAGUUUUGUUGCUAAGAGAUCAGUGGCCAGAUUGCCCCUAGUUGGUCUCAUAAGCAAAUGCAUUGGUUGUAUUUUUGUUCAGCGAGAGUCUAAAACUUCAGAUUUCAAAGGUGUUUCAGGUGCUGUAACUGAAAGAAUCCAGCGAGCUCAUCGACAAAAGAAUUCUCCGAUGAUGUUGCUCUUUCCUGAGGGCACAACUACAAACGGGGAUUAUCUCCUUCCAUUCAAGACAGGGGCCUUUCUCGCAAGAGCACCAGUACAACCUGUCAUUUUAAGAUACCCUUACAAGAGAUUCAGUCCAGCAUGGGACUCCAUGGAUGGGGCACGCCAUGUAUUUCUGCUCCUUUGUCAGUUUGUGAAUCAUCUAGAGGUUGUGCAUUUGCCUGUGUACUAUCCUUCUGAGCAAGAAAAAGAUGAUCCGAAGCUCUACGCAGAUAAUGUACGGAAAUUAAUGGCAGUGGAGGGAAACUUGAUUCUUUCAGAUCUUGGGUUAGCGGAGAAGCGAGUGUACCAUGCAGCCCUGAAUGGUAAUAAUAGUCUGCCUCGUGCCUUACACAAGAAAGAUGAUUGA